UUAUCAAAAAUUUUAUUUUUACUAUUUUAGCAACUACCAAAUAUCAGUAAAUUCGAGUUAGGUACACUGAAAAAAUGAGAAUUGAGGGGUCUUUCAUUUUGCACAAACAAAAUAAGUUAAUACUACACAAGACAAUUAUGUCUCUUGUAUUUACACGAUUGAAUAAAGAAUCAUUUACUUAAUUAUCAACAAUAAUGAAACUACACAUUUUCUUUACGUUGGUUUAACGUAAUUAUAUUACAUUACUAAAACCAUUGUAAUCAUGUUUUAUCAUCACCGGAAAUGAUGCAAUAUAUCAAAAGACACUCUCAAAUAUGAUUGGAUAAUAAUAAGAGCGGUCUUUUUAAUGUUAACCAAUCAGAAGCCAAACAAGAUAUUUGUAAAGAUAUCGCGAUUGCCGCCCAGUUUCUUCCGACUCCUCAGCGACAAGAACGUUUAAGACAAAUCUUUAGAGGAAUAUCGAUUAGGUUUAGGUGGUGCUGGUAAUGUGGAGUUGUAAGGGGUCCAAGCUUUUGCAUCACUACAAAUUAAAACAUCCACAUUUUGGACGUCAUUGCCACUUCCCAUGUACAUACCUGCAUUGUCCAUGCAGAGAGAUAAAUGCUGAGUUUAAGAGAAUUACGACCAUACCGCUUCAUUCAAAGUUCUUCUCUCAAGUGGAUCUCCACUGUGACAACCUGAGGAAGCUCUUCAAAAGAAGAGGAGGACAGCUCGGACAAAAGCUUAGACAAAUUGUUGCACAAAUAGAUGAUUGUGAAGAUGUUGAUGUUGCACGGAGUGUGUCAUUAAGAGUCUGCAUAUAUAUGGGAGAAGAUCCAGCCAAGCUCAUCCAUAAAUAUGUGGGUGUGGAUGAAGCUAAUAUUGAAGAGGGUAUUGGAGCCACCACCAUCGGUGUUUUUCAUCUUAAAGACUGUUCUUCAGCAGAUGAAGACAUCGGGGUCGUUCUUGAAGGUAUCAAAGUGUUUUCCAAUUUGGAUAGUGUGCCAACAGCUGUUGCAUUGCUUUUUGGACUGAUAUAUGCAAUGAACCUCGCCUACCCUGCUGACCUCCGCUACACUUUCGAGGUAUUACAGAAAAUACUAAUGGAACUGGAUGGAGGUAAACUGUCAAACAAGGCAUUGUCCCUUAAAAACCACUUCUAUGAGUGAAUAGAGAUUUUCUCAUGUUUAAUUUGGUAAUGUUCUCAUGUUCAGUUUUUGUAUUUCUUGUUGUAUUCUUUAUUGGAGGACACAAAUGUAUUUUUUUAAUGAGGAACGUUCACCUGAAAGACUGGGCUUCAGCAGCUUUUACGUUCCAGUAUGUAGUGCUACUUAUAACACUACUGCUACUUAGUGUUACAAAUAUGUUAAAGAAAUUUGCUAUAAAAGUUACAUUACACUGAUUUAUUGUCAUGCAAAUUACAUGUUCAGAAUUGUUUUAGAAAUUUGACAUACUUUUCUAAAUCAUUUUGUCUUUCAUAUUAAUAUCUUAUAGAUAAAAUUUUAAGAUGUAGUGUUUCCCUUGUAAAAAAAUGUUCUUGUUUUUACACAUUUGUUUAGACUAUCACUAUGGUAUUACAUAGUAAUCAGUAAGACAUGUGACAGAUAAUUGGUGUAAAAAGUUUAGCUUUGUCUCAUAUUGACAUAACAUACUGAUAGUUUUAACAAAUAUGUUAAAAAAAGUCUGUAAAGCUAUGUACUGCAGCAUUAAUUAAUGUCAUUUGAAUACAUGUUCAAAAACAGUUUGUAGAAAUUUGACAUACUUUUCAUAAUCUUGUACAUCUUUUAUAGAAAUAUGUCUCAGGUUUUCCUUCAUGUUCAUAAAAAUUGUAUUUACUAAAUUUAAAAAAAUGUAUGUCUCUUCAAUUUAAAAUAUGUUAAGUACAAAAUGGUGAGAUUUAAAUUUUCUUUCAAAUAAAACUAAUUUGUUCAGUA
Molecule: messenger RNA, 1913 nt
Organism: Gambusia affinis (western mosquitofish)
Lineage: Eukaryota; Metazoa; Chordata; Actinopteri; Cyprinodontiformes; Poeciliidae
Exons: 5
Coding region: 486-1148 (220 amino acids)
Source: RefSeq, a predicted model, not a curated record